Messenger RNA from Cryptomeria japonica (Japanese cedar), 1023 nucleotides. RefSeq lists its product as uncharacterized. Gene Ontology annotation, molecular function: RNA binding. The record is from RefSeq and is a predicted model, not a curated record. The transcript has 3 exons. Lineage: Eukaryota; Viridiplantae; Streptophyta; Pinopsida; Cupressales; Cupressaceae. Bases 133 to 654 code for a protein of 173 amino acids.
AAUCCCCGCUCAAAUAAUUCGGCUAGUAGAAAGGGUACUGUGUAGUAUUGUCCAGCGGUUUCUCUUGACGAAUAGGUAUAACAGCAAUUCUUGCAGAAAAACGGAAAGACCAUCUCAUUAGGUAGAUUUACGAUGGCUGCUCCGCAUCAGAAAAACACUCUCUAUGUUGGUGGGCUGGAGGAGAAUGUGAACGAGGCGAUUCUUCAUGCGGCGUUUAUACCAUUUGGAGACAUUAAGGAUGUGACCACUCCACUGGAUCAAGCCACUCAGAAGCACCGCUCGUUCGGCUUUGUGACAUUCCUCGACAAGGAUGACGCCGCCGCCGCCAUGGACAACAUGAACAAUGCCGAGCUCUAUGGCAGAGUUUUGACUGUUAACUAUGCCCAACCCAUUAGGAUCAAGGGAGGUGAACAAGGCUGGGCUUCUCAACCUAUUUGGGCUGAUGCAGACACGUGGUUUGAGAGACAACAGCAGGAAGAGGAAAUGCAACGGCUACAGGUUGAACAACAGGCCAUUGCUCGUAAAGCUGGGGAAGAAGAGAGGAAAAAGUUAACCGAAGAACGUGAAGGAGAAGUUGAAGAACCAGAAGAAAAUAAUGAUCCAAUGGCAAAGGCAGAAUCUGAAGCUCUUGCAAACCCUGAUGCCUCAAGAUAGAGCAGCAAGUUAACUUUGAACUUGAAGUUAUUUACUUGUGCAAAGGCCAUGUCAGCCAGGUACCAGGAGCUGUAAUUUAUUUUGAAUUACUACAUGCAGGAUGACUCUUAAGAGCUUGAUAUGAGUAGGGCCUUUUCUUUGUAACUGAUCCAAUGGGCAUAUGUUGAGAGCAUGCCAAGAUUUGUAAUAUCUGUACAGAGGCACUAGCUGCCAGCAUCUCAAGAUUUCAGAUGUUUUCUUCCAUAUUUUCCACUUCCUAACUGUGUUUUUGUUGGGCACAAAAAUUAUCUUACAGUGAUAUUUAAACUAAGGGGUCUGAGCUCUCUCAAAACCCAUUUUUAUCUAUAUCGAAAUCAUAAAGCAUUUUAU